Fundulus heteroclitus (mummichog) is the source of this 5425-nucleotide messenger RNA. RefSeq names its product sodium-coupled neutral amino acid transporter 3. The coding region runs from base 373 to 1956 and encodes 527 amino acids. NCBI's taxonomy places the organism in Eukaryota, Metazoa, Chordata, Actinopteri, Cyprinodontiformes, Fundulidae. Gene Ontology annotation, molecular function: L-glutamine transmembrane transporter activity; L-histidine transmembrane transporter activity; L-asparagine transmembrane transporter activity. Gene Ontology annotation, biological process: amino acid transmembrane transport; histidine transport; L-glutamine transport. The transcript has 17 exons. The record is from RefSeq and is a predicted model, not a curated record.
GCGCCGGCUUCGCAACAGACACUUGCAGCAUCAUCAGCUGUGUGCGUGCGGUAGGCGGGCCCCGAGCACUCUCCACAUGCCACUUUGGAGAAGAUUACUAGGAUAAUUUAGCGGGGAAACACAUGACAGCGAGGCUGCGGGGAGGGAAGGCGCUCGGACGUGUCGCUGGACAGAAGAGGCGAGACAAGAGGGUCGAGACAGAGCCGAGCUGCGAGCGGAGGCGAGAGCUGCGUGGAGAUAUUUGGAGUUGGAAGAGGGCACCGCUACUUCCCCUGAUCCCAGGAGGAGAAUCAAAACAACACUUUCAAAGCACUUACUACAGUCGGGUAUUUACACAUUUCAAAGGACAGAAUAUUAGUUAUCCGAGGAGACAUGAGUGAGGAUAAACCAGCUGAGACGGUGGAAAAUUCCUCGGCGGAGGCGAACACUAUUCCUAAUGGGAAGGGCCAUGAACCCGGAGAGAUCACAGCAUCUGCAAAAACGCCUCCUGCAGAAGACUGUGAAAACACUUGUAGUGAAACUCUAGCCAAUAGCACCCAGAAUGUUAGCCCUCACAGAACAGAAAACACAGAAGCCAGCCUCCCAGAGAGCCAGGAGUUCCUAUCAGGGGCUGAAGACAAGAAAACAACACGCUUCACGGAUUUUGAAGGGAAAACCUCCUUUGGGAUGUCUGUCUUCAACCUGGGGAAUGCCAUCAUGGGAAGUGGAAUUUUAGGACUUGCGUACGCCAUGGCCAACACAGGCGUCGUCCUGUUUCUGUUGCUCCUCACAGUGGUUGCCGUUCUCUCGUCAUAUUCCAUCCAUUUACUGCUAAAGUCAUCUGGUAUUGUAGGUAUUCGAGCGUAUGAGCAGCUUGGCUACAGGGCCUUUGGGACCCCGGGAAAGAUGGCAGCAGGAAUCGCCAUAACGCUCCAGAACAUUGGAGCCAUGUCCAGUUAUCUUUACAUAGUCAAGUAUGAGUUCCCGUUGGUCAUCCAGGCAUUUCUGAAGGUAGACAACCCUGCAGGUGAAUGGUACCUGAACGGAAACUAUCUGGUCAUUAUCGUCUCUGUGGCAGUGAUAUUACCGCUGGCUCUGAUGAAACAGCUAGGAUACCUGGGAUACACCAGUGGGUUCUCCCUGAGCUGCAUGGUUUUCUUCCUCAUUUCUGUCAUCUACAAGAAGUUCAACCUCCCUUGUCCAUUCGUGGACUUCUCCUAUAACAGCACUGGCAGCGUGCUGAAUGUCACUGCCGCUGGCGCUGGAGGCGAGGACAACCCGGCCUGCAUUCCCAAGAUGGCCAACCUCAACACACAAACGGCCUACACCAUUCCAAUCCUGGCGUUCGCCUUUGUGUGCCACCCUGAAGUCCUCCCCAUCUACACAGAGCUGCGCAAUCCCACCAAGAAAAAGAUGCAGCAUGUGUCCAACAUCUCCAUCGCAGUUAUGUACAUCAUGUACUUCCUGGCUGCUCUUUUUGGAUACCUGACUUUCUAUGAGGAAGUGGAAGCAGAGCUGCUUCACACCUACAGCCGCAUUGACCCCUAUGACACUUUAAUCCUGUGUGUGCGUGUGGCUGUACUCACUGCUGUCACACUUACGGUACCAAUCGUGCUCUUUCCUGUAAGGAGAGCCAUCCAGCAGAUGAUGUUCCCUAAUAAAACCUUCUACUGGCCUCGUCACAUUGCGAUUGCCAUCACUUUGCUCACGUUCAUCAACCUGCUAGUCAUCUUUGCCCCAAACAUCUUGGGCAUCUUUGGGAUUAUUGGUGCCACGUCCGCUCCCUGUCUCAUCUUCAUUUUCCCCGCUGUCUUCUAUAUCCGUAUCGUACCCAAAGAAGAGGAGCCUCUACGCUCAGUUCCAAAAAUCCUGGCCGCCUGUUUCGCUGGGAUCGGGUUCCUAUUUAUGAUAAUGAGUCUCAGCUUUAUCAUCAUCGACUGGACAUCAGGCAGCAGUAAAGCCAGCAGUGGCCAUUAGACACUUACUGAUGAUGUGUGUUUUGUUUCUGCUUUUGUAUCGUUGAUUUGGAUUUGUGUUGUAAUGUUACUAUUUUUGACGUCCAAUCACUGAUGUUUAAAGACGCCCUUCCUUUUCUGUAAGAGAAUAUCUCCCACAGAGACAACAGUAUUUUUAUUUUAUUUUUUUUGGUAAGGGGAGAGGGAACUCUCCCCUAUCUAAACGCUUUUGUCCUGAUGGAGAUAAAUUGUACUGUACAUCCUACCAAACAGUAACAGUGGAUCUGGGCCGGUAACAGUGCUUGGACAGCUAACAGUUAAUUUACUGAAGUGCCAGAUGUGUUGUGAUUGACGGUGACACUUGGAGGCUGAGAGUUGUGGGGAGAAAGUGGAAAAGCAAAGAAAAAGUAAGCUCUAGUCCUGAGGGGAUCUAGAAUAGGAAAAAAAACUACAAAAUACACAGAUAGUUUGACUCGUCUCCUGUUUACCAGCUAAUGUAAAAUGAUUUAUAUAUUUUUUUAGAAUUUCUGUACUGAUGAUUAAUUAUGCAAUUAUAUCUUUUCAUAGCAGUUGCACUUUAAAAGUGUAAAAGACAAUUAUCGCUAAAUUUUGGCCACUACUACUGCGAGCACACUCUUUACUGAGGAUAAAUACGUGGCCAAUUAGUUCAGCGGAUGAAGCUCGGAUGCGCAGGUGUUUCUUCAAGGUGGGCCACCUAAACAUUAUGCUCCUCUAACUCCUGCUGCUGCGCUUUAUUCUGUAGCUUAAGGCUUUCAUACAUUCUCUCAACCCUUCCUGUUGACCAGGAUGUAAAACUAAAGCACAGUUACAUCUGUCUUAUAAGAUAUAGCCUAAAAAGCAUGUGUAUUUUUAUUUUUACUAGAUGAUAAGGCUAAGGCUGAUUAGCUGGUUCUGGAUACCCUGGCAGAAACGUUUUAAAUUCUAUCAUCAUAGCACAAUACAUGCAAGAAUGCCCAUACGGUGUAGGUAUUCCUUGUUUUCAGUGUUGCCUUGUUAAAGGACAGGUAGAAAUGGUACUGAGGACCUCGUCUGUUGGACUGCUUCGAGUUGAAAAGAUGACUGCAAUGCAGAGAACACUGCUGACGAUCAGGGUGUCUUAUCAGCAAGGCCUGGGGAUGUGUUUCCUGGAGGGUUUGAUUAAACCGUUUUCAGUCAUUUGUAACGCAAGAUGACCAAAGCGUACAGCGCCUUGCGAUGUUGCUCUUUGUUACAUUUGUCACGAUUCAACCGUGAACGACAGUAUCUUAUGUCAACGUCUCAUUGGCCAACGCACAUCCUUAGCACAUAAUUAGGCACGUGGACAUAUGAGGAUGCAUGGUUUUAAAGAUUUUGUACAACUAAAAGUUUAAAAAGUGUUUGUAUUCAGGCCUUCUGAGUCAAUGUUUUAUCACACCCCCUUUCACUGCAUACCUGAUGCAGUCUUCUGGGGGGUGUCUACUAGCUUUACAAGUAUAGAUACUGUUGUUGUUUUUUUUGGCUAUUCUUCUUCACAAAGCAGCUCAAGCCCAAGUCAAAUAGUACAACUAUUGAGCAACUAUAAAAAAUUUUCAGCCCUUGCCACAGAUUUUUCAAUUUUUAUUUUGUUUUGGUUUAGGGGUUAUUGUGAAGCUAGGAGGAGGACUCCGUUUACUGAUUAGUUGACCUGUGAAGGCAACUGGAUUCAAUUUAAGGGUAUGAAUAUAAAGAUAUCCUUGUGGAUGUUAAUUGGUUGAAUUAACCUUGUGUUGUUUUCCUUCUACUUCACAAUUCUUCUCCUUUUUGUGCUGGUCUAUCACACAAAAUCUCUUUGAAACUCACUGACAUUUUUGUUGUUGCCUGAAAAAUAAAAUAGAAAUUAAGGGGUAUGAAUCGGUUUCUGCAAAGUACCGGGGAAAAAAACAAAACAAAAAAAAACAACCCCACCAACAACAGGGUCAUUUACCAAGGAGUUUACUGUCAGUGACUGAAAAUAUUAGCACAAGCUUAAUUCCUAACACCAGUGACAGACAGGUCUGUCUCAACCAUAGGGUGUCGGUUUUUAGGAGGCGGUUAGCAAGAGCACUUUUACUUUUAAGAGCACAACAAUGUAGAUGGGUUAAGGAGAUGAAAUGCAAACAAAUACAUCUGCCAGAUGUGACUUAAGGGUAAGCCCCAUUCGUUUGACUCAACCUUUGAUUGUUCUGCCUAACCUAGUGGCUUUGUAUCGUGUUUAUAGGUGUCAAAUAUCUCCUGCAAUAACUCUCAUCAAAGUUAACAUUCCUUAGAGAUGAGCAUUAAUACGGUCCUGUAACGUGCUCCCUGAAUAUGAAGAAUAAUUUAUUGGAUGUUUUGUUGGAGGUUUCUGGGUGUCUGUGUUAUCUGGAAAAGAGAAAACAUGACUCCGCUGUAAGUGAACCAUAAUACCUUCAUGCAUUCGUGUGGUUUAAACUCCCACCUACAGUAUAAUCCCAUCCUAGCUAUAUAAUAAAUCUAGUGUUUGUCGUCUAACCGUCGAUGGGUGAACCGUUGUUUUAAACGUCAUGUUGGAUGUUUUAUCUGGAUAUUUCGGGUGAAUCCGAGUCCGUGAAGAAAUGCAAGAUGAUUGUUUUUCUCGAAUUUGAUUUGUUUUUUUAAUAUAUAUAAAUAUAUAUAUACAGUGAGUGGUUUAUCAUCAUCGGUGGUCACGUCUGUCUUCCUCGCUGCUUCUUGGCAGACACAAACCUAUACGAACUCGGAGUUGUUAGGAAGCUGCUGAGCUUGCCUGCACAUCAUUAUUUUCUUUAUGAUAAAAUAUCUUACACCAGACUUCUAAAAGUGCUGUAUGGAUAUAUUAAUAUUGUCUUGUCUGUCUUUUGUUACACAACAAACCUCUUUUAAUCCCUUUUUGUUAUCUUACAUAUGUUCGGUUACUUUUAUGUGUUUGUCUGCAGAGAAAUCAUCUGAAUCGGCCACUGUAGCAUAACAAAGUGUUUGAUGAUCAGCUAAUUUAUGCUUUUAUUUAUCCCUUUCCUUGUUUGAACCUAAUGUUUGGCGGAAGCAUAAGUAGGCCAUUUGAUUUAAGAAUAAUAACGAUAACAUUGCACAAAGAUAUGUCUUUACACCAUGCAAAAAAAGAACUGACAAUUAAAAACUGACAAAUUAAGCAACAGUAUAUGAGGUUACAAAAUGAUCUCUAAGGAGACCUCAGUGUUGAUUGUGUGAUUUCCUAAUAUGCAUUUGAUUGAACAGCCUAACAUAUUGAAUAAAUAAUGACAUCAGCCAGCAUUUAUAAAUAAUGUAUAUAAAUGUACGCCCUUUAUAUUCUAUAUUCAUAUCUAGUUUGUAUAAUGUAAAUAGCAAUUAAAGAUCUAGUCAGAUUAAAAAGAGUAUUAUGUAAUCAUUUUUCAAAGUGCUUUUAAACCUUGUUGUCCUUCAAUUUAUGUCUUAUUUUCUUGUUUCUCUAUAUUUUAAUAUGUUGCUGGCAGUUAUUGUACUGUAAAUGAUGUUGCAAUAAAGAUAAUGGGGUAACACGA